ACGAAGAUGAGUACCACCAACUCACAGGAUGAUGAAGAUACCUUUAAAAUACUUAUUGCUACUGAUAUUCAUCUUGGCUAUUUGGAGAAGGAUCCAGUGCGUGGAAAUGAUACAUUUGUAACUUUUAAUGAAAUUCUGGACCAUGCUCAAAAAAAAGAAGUGGACUUUGUUUUAUUAGGUGGGGACCUUUUUCAUGAAAACAAACCUUCCAGAAAAACAGUACACUCUUGUUUGGCGUCACUAAGAAAAUACUGCAUGGGUGAUCGUCCCGUUCAGUUUGAAAUUUUGAGUGAUCAGGCAGUUAAUUUUCAUUAUAGCAAGUUCCCAUGGGUGAAUUAUCAGGAUGGAAAUCUCAACAUUUCUAUUCCAAUUUUCAGUAUUCAUGGCAAUCAUGAUGAUCCCACAGGGGCAGAUGCACUGUGUGCGUUGGAUAUUUUAAGCUGUGCAGGAUUGUUGAAUCACUUUGGACGUUCAACUUCUGUGGAGAAAAUAGAUAUUAGUCCCAUUUUAUUGCGUAAGGGUAGAACAAAAAUUGCUCUCUAUGGCUUGGGAGCUAUUCCAGAUGAGAGGUUGUAUCGUAUGUUUGUCAAUAAACAAGUAACCAUGCUGAGACCAAAGGAGGAUGAAGAUAGUUGGUUUAACUUGUUUGUGAUUCAUCAAAAUAGGAGCAAACAUGGAGCUACCAACUACGUUCCAGAGCAGUUUUUAGAUGACUUUAUUAAUCUUGUUGUGUGGGGUCAUGAACAUGAGUGCAAAAUAGCUCCAUUCCAAAAUGAACAGCAAGGUUUCUAUGUUUCUCAGCCAGGAAGUUCAGUGGUGACAUCUCUGUCCCCUGGAGAAGCUGUGAAGAAGCACAUUGGCUUGCUUCAUGUUAAAGGGAAAAAAAUGAAAAUGCAGAAGAUUGCUCUAGAGACGGUGCGAACUUUCCACAUGGAGGAUGUUGUUCUAGCUGAUCAUCCAGAUCUUUUUAAUCCUGAUGAUCCUAAAGUAACUCAGGCAAUACAAGCAUUCUGCAUGGAAAAGGUUGAAUUGAUGCUGGACAAUGCAGAAAGAGAACGCUUGGGAAAUCCACAGCAGCCAGAGAAGCCUCUCAUAAGAUUACGGGUUGAUUAUACAGGUGGCUUCGAACCAUUCAGUGUCCAUCGUUUUAGUCAGAAGUAUGUGGAUAGGGUGGCUAACCCAAAAGACAUCAUACACUUUUUCAGGCAUCGUGAGCAAAAAGAGAAAAAUGACAGUGAUCUUAAUUUUGGAAAACUGAUUAGCAGACCUGCUUCUGAGGGGAUGACACUGAGGGUGGAAGAUCUCGUAAAGCAGUAUUUUCAGACAGCGGAGAAGAAAGUACAGCUUUCACUUCUAACUGAAAGAGGAAUGGGGGAAGCAGUGCAGGAGUUCGUGGACAAAGAAGAAAAAGAUGCCAUAGAAGAGUUGGUGAAGUUUCAACUAGAAAAAACACAGAGGUUUCUUAAGGAACGUCGCACUGAUGCAGAGGAAGAAAAAAUAGACGAGGAGGUGCGAAAAUUUAGGGAGAGUAGAAAAAAGAAUACUGAAGAAGAGGAUGAGGAAGUUCGUGAGGCAAUGACCAGGGCUAGAGCCCACAGAUCUGAGGAUGCAGUUCUUGUUGCAGCCUCCAGUGAUGAAGAACUCAUGGAUACGGGGAUGAAAGGCACUGAUGAUUCAGAUGAUGGCUUUCCUGCAACACUAAGCCGAGGAAGGGGUCGGGCAAGAGGUAGGGCAAGGGGUGCAAGAGGACAAAACUCAACAGCAAGAGGUUCAUCUCGAAGGGGAAGAGGAACCACUAGCCAAGAGUCAGCUACUAGCAGCAGAACCUACAAGCCUGUAUCUGUGCCUGCCAAGAAUAUGUCUAUCAUGGAUGCCUUUAGGUCUUUGAAACCAGAGCCCACCUUGAAUUCAUCUAAAUCUUACUCUGAGGCUAUUAUAGAUGAUGACUCCGAUCUAGAAGACAUUUCUAUUGUUCCUUCUUCCAAAGUAAAUCAAAGGUUGCCAACUACAUCUUCACUUAGUAAAAGAGGUUCACAAAGCCAAACAUCUAGAGGAGUUGAUUUUGAGUCAGAUGAGGAUGAAUUCGAUCCAUUCAAAAGCACUGCAACAUCAAGAAGAACUAAGUGAUUUCUGGCUCGCUGCACAAGAGAGAAAAGUGAAAGUUAGUGAAGAAAAUGGAAAGCAGUUUGCAAGGCAUUCUUUAUAUGACAUUUGUCUGUAAAGGAUGGCUUGCCUUCAAUUUUCACUUCUAUGAAAUGUUCUUGAUUUGGUUGUUUUUUUUUCAGUGGCACCAAAUUUGGUAUAAUUUGGGUUUUGGCAUUGCUUGAUGCAUUAGAGAGGGUAUCUAAUAUUCUGAAGUACUGCCUGAAAUGCAAGUUCUUUCUAAAACUUCUAAAAGCCUGUUUUCUUUUUGGGAUUAUAAUGUAAAUAACAGUCAUAUCUUUUAUAGAAAACUCCAUCUCUUGGGCUUGAAUUUUGCAGAGGAGUAAAUUUAUAGUAGUAUGCAAGUAUGGAUAUGGACACGGACUCGGUUAGCGUAACAAAACUGGUACUUAUUUGUAAUUUUCUAUGGAUACAGUUGAAAGUUCUAAAGAGUAAUAGUUUGACCCAAAAUACAGUUUUCAGUAUUGAAGGUGGAAAAUGUUCUUUCAACUCUACUAUGAGAACUAAACCCACUAUUGCACUGUUAUUAAAUGUCAUAGUAUACAGGAAUGAAUUUUGCUUUGUAGUUCAAGAAGUGCCAAAGACUUCAGAUUGAAUGGUGUUGUCAGCUUUUACCCUGUAAAUAAGAUGUAAGGGCUAGAACCUUACAGCUUCACCAGGAAUGCUGCCUGAAGAAUAAAGCAAUCAAGCAAUCAAGGCAGGACAUUGCCUCUUACCUUUUCUUAGCUGACAUUUUUCAGGUAUCUGUUUCCUCAGCUCGCUGCUUCAGUAACCCUCCUAAAAUGUCACCACUAUUUUCCAAAUAUUCUUCAAAUGAGGCUUUUAAAAUACAGUAUUUUAUUCACAGUGGGGGAACCGCUCCUUCUGUUGAAGGAGCCAAGACCUAGACCUAUUCCUUCUUCUCUCUUUCCACCUCUGUACACCCCACUCCCCAGAAAGUGCUGUUCUGUAGCUACAGCCAUUAGAGAUAAUCCAGGAAAAGGGCAGAAGUGUUCGUCAGCUAAUGCUCCAGCAUGUCAGAGAAUCACUAAAUACAUUGAGUAUCUGCAGCCAUGCCUUUGCAUUUUUACUUUCCCUUUCAGAGAGAUGGGAUUGGGCAGUUCUGUUUCUCUGGCUCUCACUGAACAUGACUGUUGGUACUUUGCCUGCAUAUAUGCUGUAGCAGGGAACCUAAAUGAGCCUUCAGCUUCCUGAAGACCUCCAUUAAAAUGAUCAAGACCUGCAAAUUUCUAGUGUAGGGCUUAGUAGCAACUUACGAAGCAGUGCGAUAGCUUACGGUAUCAGCAAAUAAUUUGGUAGUCUGGCUCUUUCCUUUCAUUAAGGGCUGUCAAAGCUAUAACAUUACCUGUGCA
Gavia stellata (red-throated loon) is the source of this 3515-nucleotide messenger RNA. RefSeq names its product MRE11 homolog, double strand break repair nuclease (gene MRE11). The transcript has 19 exons. Gene Ontology annotation, molecular function: 3'-5'-DNA exonuclease activity; DNA endonuclease activity; manganese ion binding. The record is from RefSeq and is a predicted model, not a curated record. Gene Ontology annotation, cellular component: nucleus; Mre11 complex. Bases 7 to 2127 code for a protein of 706 amino acids. Lineage: Eukaryota; Metazoa; Chordata; Aves; Gaviiformes; Gaviidae. Gene Ontology annotation, biological process: telomere maintenance; mitotic intra-S DNA damage checkpoint signaling; mitochondrial double-strand break repair via homologous recombination.